AUGUUGGGUGAAAGCCAUUUGAGGAGGAGACCUCUCGAUCCUCCUGCUCAAAUUUACUCGCACUCUCGAACCAGGACAACUUCGUCCAACAUCUUUCCCCCACAGCAACAACAACAACAAAUACACGCUCCUACGCCGAUGCACUUGCAACAACCCCCGCCAGGCAUGGGCCACACGCGCCGCUCGCCCUCGGUGAACACCUUCAGCACUGUCUCGACAAAUCCGCCCCCUCCAGCCUUCCGCACCUCUCCGCCGCAGACUGACCUCCGCCGCAGCACGUCUUCGCGCUCUGGUGGAGGAGCACCCAACAGCUAUGUUGCCCUACUCAGAAAACAAAAGGCGACAGUCUGGUGCGAUAGGGCACAGUAUGAGGAUCCCCGCAUGCUUGCACAGCAAAAGGCGGCCAAACAAAGGGCCAACAUGGAGAUGCAUGGAGGACACGGAACCAUGCGGACCUCUACUGGUAUCAGCAGCGCUGGCAAGGUGGCUGCCAAAAUCAGGCAUCACGGAAAGCCCGGAGUUGUGGGCUACGCACCAGAAAACAACUACAUUGGUGUCGGUGGCGUGCCCAUGCGACUCAGUGCAACUGAAGUCGAGGGAGAGGACAGCGAUGACGACGAGACUAUGCAGCGCUUGCACCACCGUAGGACAGGGAGCAGUGGACGCAGCAGUACCGCCAGUGGUCGUCGCAGCAUCCCAUAUCGAACAUCUGGUCCCGUAGGAACCGGAAAGAAGUGGAGCCCUGCAGAUACACCAGAAAGAGCAGGCAGCAUGGUCGACCCGGCCCCUGAAUACUCAGUAGGCGACGAUCGUCAACUCAACCGAGCCGAGAGUACACGCAGUGGCAGCAGUGCUGAACGUGCCGACGCGCUACCCGAGCUGAGCGUCACCAGCGCAGCCAAGCUUGCUAGCAAUAGUCUGCUCAAUGCAGCUCUGACUAGAGAAAAGAGCGUAAAGAACCCAGAGGAGUUGAGAAGGAGAGGCAGCGUGGAUGAGCGCACCGCAACUCUGACCAGCACUCGUCUGUUUAUUGCCAACCCCGACUGA
This is a messenger RNA of Pestalotiopsis fici W106-1, 1047 nucleotides long. RefSeq lists its product as uncharacterized. The record is from RefSeq and is a predicted model, not a curated record. Bases 1 to 1047 code for a protein of 348 amino acids. NCBI's taxonomy places the organism in Eukaryota, Fungi, Ascomycota, Sordariomycetes, Amphisphaeriales, Sporocadaceae. The transcript has a single exon.